Trypanosoma grayi is the source of this 957-nucleotide messenger RNA. RefSeq lists its product as hypothetical. NCBI's taxonomy places the organism in Eukaryota, Euglenozoa, Kinetoplastea, Trypanosomatida, Trypanosomatidae. The record is from RefSeq and is a predicted model, not a curated record. Bases 1 to 957 code for a protein of 318 amino acids. The transcript has a single exon.
AUGCUUCGUGUCACUCUUGCCGGACUCAUUGCGUUACUCGUUGUCUCUGGUGAGUCGAUGGCUGAGAUUGGCAAUGUUGAGCUAAUUGGUGCAGAGGGAUGCCCACUGGAUCAUUUUUAUGACAUGGACGCUGCCGUUUCCAGUGAUGGUAACCAAGGGGAAAAUGAACUCUGCCGACCAUUCACUGAUCCCGAGUGUACAGAAAAGUAUGGCAUCGUUACAGUAUUCAACAUAAAACAGCGGCGUUGUGUGUGGACACUUCCAUCUGGCGCAACACCCCCGCAUCUUCAGGCAGUCCCCAACGCGGCUGUUAACGCGGAUCGGUGUGCACUCCUGCGAGUGCUACAUGCGAUGCUGACAACAGUGCCACCUGAGGGUCUACGGGUCUUUCCUUUGACAACAGGCAGUGCCUCAGUUGUUCCUCUGCAUUGCGGUCGCGUGGAUUUGCGGCAAUGGGCUUUGGAUUGUGUCUUCGAUGAAGACGCUUCUGUGACACCCUUGGCUGUGAAUGGCACCCCACUUGCAAAAGAUGGACCGAGCAAAAAGCAAGAAGGACGGAAAACACCGGCUUGGGUGUUUGUUAUUCUUGUCGUUUUAAGUGGCAUCGGCGCUGUAACAUUGUCAGCAAUUGUAUUUAUGUUGUGGCCAAUAUUGAGCAGGACAAGCGCUGCAGAAUCAUCACAUUCAGAGGCAGCAACUAUGCCGGAGUUAUGCGAAGAGGAGCCUACUCUUGUGGUGAACAGCAGCUUGCGUGCUGAUUCUCCGUGUGAAUCCAGAACGACAUCGGAAGCUUCUUCAGGAUCCUCAUCACCCUCGUCGGCAACCCAAGGAACGUUGAGGCCAUCACAUCUGCUGGACGCCUCGGCGAAGACGAGCUCGCCUUUGAGCAAGAACACCUCCGUUUUCGUCACACCCCGAGACGCAAAGAUGGACGAUGAUGCUUCUGAGUGCGGGUAG